Adineta steineri is the source of this 738-nucleotide messenger RNA. The record is from the annotation of a GenBank genome assembly. Lineage: Eukaryota; Metazoa; Rotifera; Eurotatoria; Adinetida; Adinetidae.
AUGCAAAAUAUCUUAACUAUGUUACAAAUAAAUGCUCAAAAUAAUUUUUAUAAACUUCGUAAAUCUGUAGAUCGAAAUGAUUGGGCAUAUGCGGCCCCUACUGAUGUCAAUGCUUAUUAUGAUGCAUCAUUUAAUGAUAUUAUUAUUACCGCAGCUAUUCUACAAGCCCCUCUCUUUAGCAAAGAUGCACCAAAAUAUUUGAACUAUGGUGGUAUCGGCGUAGCUAUAGGUCAUGAAUUAACACAUGGUUUUGAUGAUAUUGGUCGACAAUUUGAUAAGAACGGUAAUAGACUUCCUUGGUGGACGAAUGAAACAAGUAAUGCAUUCGACAGAAAGAAGAAAUGUAUGAUUGACCAAUAUAAUAAUUAUACAGUAGCUCAAGUCAAUAUAUCGAUUAGUGGCGAACAGACAUUAGGUGAAAAUAUUGCUGAUAAUGGUGGAUUAAAAGAAGCUUUUCUUGCUUAUCAAAAUUGGGCUCGAAUAAAUCCAAAUAUGGAUAAAAAACUACCGGGAUUAACAAAAUAUUCAGCAGAACAAAUGUUUUUUAUGAAUUUUGGUUUAACAUGGUGUGCAAAAUUAAAAGAUCAAGCGGCAAGACUUCAAACUCAGAUAGAUGUACAUGCACCUAAUCAAUUCAGAGUACUUGGUUCAACAUCAAAUUUUGCAGAAUUUGAUCGAGUUUUUGGAUGUAAACCAAUGCAAGGAAAUAGUCGAGAGAAUAAAUGUCAAGUUUGGUGA